Messenger RNA from Centropristis striata (black sea bass), 1836 nucleotides. Its product is annotated as vasoactive intestinal polypeptide receptor 2-like. Gene Ontology annotation, molecular function: peptide hormone binding; G protein-coupled peptide receptor activity; vasoactive intestinal polypeptide receptor activity. Gene Ontology annotation, biological process: cell surface receptor signaling pathway; adenylate cyclase-modulating G protein-coupled receptor signaling pathway. The record is from RefSeq and is a predicted model, not a curated record. The transcript has 13 exons. Gene Ontology annotation, cellular component: plasma membrane. Lineage: Eukaryota; Metazoa; Chordata; Actinopteri; Perciformes; Serranidae. Bases 318 to 1649 code for a protein of 443 amino acids.
AGCAGGGAGGGAACCGGACCGCCGCGUCACUGGACCUCCACAGCCCGGACCAGCACCAGAUACCGGACUGACCCGGACUAGCAGCUGUCUCUGUCACUUUGGAGCUCCUCAGGUGUUUUUAAACUGUUUUUUUUGGAUGUUUGUGCGUAUUUUGGAGACAAAGAUUUAACUUUUUUCGUGCGUAAAGCUGCAACGAGUCCAGACGGACACAAAACCUGAUUUAAGUCGACCUUAAAAAGUCCCCAGACUUUAGUUUGGGGCUUCCUGCGGAGGAUGCGGGGCAGGUGAGCUGCUGUCCAGGUGGAGGAGAUGUGACCAUGGCUGACCUGCACCAGCUCCCGCUGCUGCUGCUGCUGCUGCUCGGCUUCAUCCACACGGUUAAUGGAAAGUUUCCUCUCUGCCAGUUCCACUGGGAGAUGCAGAGAGCCAGGAGAGAGUGUAAAACACAGCUGCAGCAACACACAACCCCCAGCACAGGAUGUCACGGCGAGUGGGACAACUUCUCGUGUUGGCAGGGCGCGGCGGUCGGCGAGGUGAUGACCCUGUCCUGCCCCGCCCCGCUGCUGCGCCUGUUUGGAAAACAUGGUAUCCUGAGCAGGAACUGUACGGAGAGCGGCUGGUCGGACGUUUACCCCGUCAUCACCGUCGCCUGCUCCUCCAACAAUGUAGAUGAACCCAGCGAGCUGCUCUUCUACAGGAUGGUGAGGAUUCUGUCCACGCUGGGCCACAGCCUGUCACUCAUCACUCUGCUAACCAGCACCGUCAUCAUCUGUCUGUUCAGGAGGCUCCACUGCACGAGGAACUACAUCCAUCUGAACUUGUUUUUGUCGUUCAUGCUGCGAGCCGUGUUCGUGCUGAUCAAAGACGCUCUGCUCUUCUCAGACGACCAGAUCACAGACUGCAGCACGCAACCCUCACUGGUGGGCUGUAAGGCCAGCCUGGUGUUCUUCAACUACUUCGUCAUGGCCAACUUCUUCUGGCUGCUGGUGGAGGGUCUCUACCUGCACACACUGCUGCUGGUCGUCCACAGCUACUCCACCCGCCUCUCCAUGUACAUGCUCAUCGGCUGGGGAAUCCCUUUUGUUUUCAUGGUGGCGUGGAUCAUUUGUCGGAUAAACCUGGAGGACACGCAGUGUUGGGAGUUUAAUGAGAACCCAGUUCCUGACAGGCUGAUGAACUGGCCCAUCAUGGCAGCUGUCAUUAUAAACUUCAUCCUGUUCAUCAGCAUCAUUCGUAUCCUGGUGCAGAAGCUGCGCUGCACUGAUGUCGGAGGGAACGAGCAGUCGCAGUACAAACGGCUGGCUAAGUCCACCCUCCUGCUGAUUCCUCUGUUUGGAAUAAACUACGUGGUGUUUGUGUAUCUGAUGAAGCCGGCAGACAAGAACAUGAAGCACGUCAAGAUCUUCUUUGACCUCGGCCUCGGAUCCUUCCAGGGUCUAAUUGUGGCUGUCCUCUAUUGUUUUCUCAACAGCGAGGUCCAGUGUGAGCUGAGGAGGACGUGGAGGAGUUUGUCUCUGAAGCGUUACGUGGGGCGGGACUACCGGCUGCACGCCAUGUCCGUCAGCCGCAACGGCACCGAGAACUCGGCUCAGUUUCCCCGGAACACCCGCGCCCAGUCCAUCUUGCAGACCGAGACCACGGUGCUCUGAGCCGCACAGCUCCUAGAAAGACAUUCAGCCGAGGUUCAAAGUCUCACUCAAGGACCUUUUUAUAGACAUAUCGUUUGCUCCUGCAGGGAUCGAACCUGCGACCUGCAGAAGUUUGUGACUCACAGAACGUCUCGUGUAUUCCUCCUGAAGAUUUUUAGCCUCCUAUUAAUAGUCAGGCAGCUUAUCA